Molecule: messenger RNA, 4018 nt
Organism: Benincasa hispida (wax gourd)
Lineage: Eukaryota; Viridiplantae; Streptophyta; Magnoliopsida; Cucurbitales; Cucurbitaceae
Product: Beta-glucosidase, GBA2 type family protein
Biological process (GO): glucosylceramide catabolic process; carbohydrate metabolic process
Cellular component (GO): membrane
Molecular function (GO): beta-glucosidase activity; glucosylceramidase activity
Source: RefSeq, a predicted model, not a curated record
UUUUCCUUUUUCAUUUAUUUUUUCUAUCACGAAUUCACUUCCAUCAUCAUCUUCUUCCCCCAAAAAAUAAAGCCAGAAGAAGCAAACGCGAUAAAGUAUUUCAGAAGAGUAGAAUAUCAAAAGAGCUGCUCUGUUCAUAUUCCAAUUCUCAACCGGAUUUGUACACCACUAGGCGAUCAAGCAGCCGGAGAUGAAAUCCAGUUGACAGGUGGCUCGCCGGCGAUGUGCCACGCUGCUCCCUAGUAUCUCGCUCUCUAUCCAAUCAAUUCAAGCCUUGUGUAUUCUUUUUUAACUCUUUUUUAAUUUUUUUGGAUUUUUUUCUUUCCGAAGCUUAAUUUGACGCGAAUCCCGAGCGUUUCGGUUCUAUUUUGUUAAUAAAGUGGACUGGAAAUCAAUUCUUGAACGGCGUGUUGUUUGUUGUUUGUGUUCGUACUGGAUCGGACAGUAGUCCUUGGAUAUUUUUUGGAUUUGGAUUUGGAGGUGUGGAGCUUGGUAGGGUAGGGAAUGAGAAUUGUUUUUUAAUUUUGAAUUAACGUAGUGGUUUGCUUUGGCUUGGUUUUUGAUUUGGCGUUUGUUGUACAUUCCGAUUUGGAGCUGGUACUUGUCGUUUUUCUCGCUCUUGAUUGGAGCUGAAGGUAGCUCCGUGGCUUCAAUUGCCUUGGAAGAAGGUUUUGAUUUCGGGAGGAAUUUCGUUUACGCUAGCUACGGCAUUUUAUAUUUGGAGCUCUGUGUUUGUUUUGGGCUGUAUCUCCGCUUCUCAUCUGCAAUUGAUUUGUAUUUCUCAACAUGGUUAGUGGAAAUUUGUUUCACUGUAGAAAGAACUCAUGGCCACCGGAAGAGUAUAUCAGCAAGUCGACUUUGCAGCUGUUCGAUUUUGAUAGUGCUUCACCACCGGAACAAGCCUGGAGAAGGAAAUUGAAUGGCCAUGCGAAUCUUCUUAAAGAAUUUAGUGUCACAUUUGUUGAGGCGAUUAAAAUGGUUCGACUUGGUAUUCGCUUGUGGUCCUACGUAAGGGAAGAGGCAUCCCAAGGAAGGAAAGCACCUAUUGAUCCAUUCACCAGAGAAAGUUGCAAACCUUCAGCAUCUCAAGGGGUUCCACUUGGAGGAAUGGGAAGUGGCAGUAUAUCCAGAGGGUUUAGGGGCGAGUUCAGACAAUGGCAAAUUAUUCCUGGUACAUGUGAAGCUUCUCCUGUCAUGGCCAAUCAAUUUUCUAUUUUUAUCUCUAGAGAUGGAGGAAGUAAAAAAUAUGCGUCUGUCUUGGCUCCUGGUCAACACGAAGGCUUAGGGAAAGCUGGAGACUCGGGGAUAUCAUCAUGGGGAUGGAAUCUUGAUGGUCAGCAUUCCACAUAUCAUGCUUUGUUCCCUAGGGCAUGGACAGUAUAUGACGGUGAGCCAGAUCCAGAACUUAAAGUUUCAUGUAGGCAAAUAUCACCAUUUAUCCCACAUAAUUAUCGAGAUAGCAGUCUUCCCACAGCUGUUUUUGUAUAUACAUUGGUAAAUACGGGACGAGAAAGGGCGAAAGUGAGCCUUCUUUUUACUUGGGCGAAUUCAAUAGGAGGCAUCUCACAUUUAUCUGGCGAUCAUGUGAAUGAGCCAUUUAUAGACGAAGAUGGAGUUUCUGGAGUGCUUCUACAUCACAAGACUGCUAAGGGGAAUCCUCCAGUUACCUUUGCCAUAGCUGCAUGUGAGACGCAAAAUGUUAGUGUGACAGUUUUACCAUCUUUUGGACUAUCUGAAGGAAGUUGCAUCACAGCGAAGGGCAUGUGGAAUAAAAUGGUGCAGGAUGGGCAAUUUGAUCGUGAUAACUUCAAUUCGGGACCAAGCAUGCCUUCCUCACCUGGAGAGACACUUUGUGCUGCAGUUGCAGCCUCUGCAUGGGUAGAACCUCAUGGAAAAUGCACUGUCGCAUUUUCUCUUUCAUGGUCAUCUCCAAAAGUGAAAUUUUUGAAGGGAUUCUCAUAUCAUAGGAGGUACACGAAGUUCUAUGGUACUUCUGAAAAGGCUGCUCAGACUUUGGCACAUGAUGCACUUACAAAUUAUAAAAGAUGGGAAGAUGAGAUUGAGAAAUGGCAGAGGCCUGUCCUCAUGGAUGAAAGGCUACCUGAAUGGUAUAAGUUCACAUUGUUUAACGAGCUUUACUUUCUGGUUGCUGGUGGCACAGUUUGGAUUGAUUCUUCCUUCGUGGGUAAAAAAGUGCGGAAUGAUCAAGAUGAACUAGCUAGAAUAAAAGAUGGUGAUGUAAAAGCUACAGAAGCUAAAGUUAGUGGCAGGGGAGAAGAAGUCUCCAGGACUACGACCACCACUACUCUUGAUGGGUUUGCUGGCGUUGAAUUUGAUGAUGAAAAUUCUACUUCCAGUUCCCAUGCAAGUGAGGAUGAGUUGAUGGUUCCAUUGAAAAGGGGCUAUACUGACCGCUCUUAUCAAACAUACAAAGUAUUGGAGCCAGGAAAUCCUGACGAAGAUGUUGGUAGGUUUCUUUACUUGGAAGGAGUAGAAUAUGUAAUGUGGUGCACAUAUGAUGUGCAUUUUUAUGCUUCCUAUGCCCUUCUUGAGCUAUUUCCCAAGAUUGAGCUCAAUAUUCAACGGGACUUUGCCAAAGCAGUCUUAUCAGAGGACGGAAGAAAAGUGAAGUUUCUUGCUGAUGGAAAAUAUGGAAUCCGUAAAGUGAGGGGCGCUGUUCCACAUGACCUUGGGACACAUGAUCCUUGGAAUGAAAUGAAUGCUUACAAUAUCCACGAUACAAGCCGGUGGAAGGAUCUGAACACGAAGUUUGUGCUUCAGGUUUAUAGAGAUUUUGCUGCAACCCGGGACAUGUCAUUUGGAGUUGAUGUUUGGCCCUCUGUUCGUGCUGCAAUAGAGUACCUGGAACAAUUUGAUAGAGAUGGUGAUGGUGUUAUUGAGAAUGAUGGAUUUCCGGACCAGACCUAUGAUACUUGGACUGUUCAUGGUAUUAGUGCAUACUGUGGCUGUCUAUGGGUUGCUGCUUUGCAAGCUGCAGCAGCAAUGGCCCAUGAGCUGGGCGACCGAGAUUUUGCCGAAACUUGCAAGAGUAAAUUUCUAAAAGCCAGACCGGUUUUGGAAGCAAAACUGUGGAAUGGUUCUUAUUUCAACUAUGACAGUGGAUCAAGUAGUAAUAGUAAAUCAAUACAAGCUGAUCAACUAGCAGGGCAAUGGUAUACAGCAUCUUCUGGUUUGCCUCCUCUGUUUGAUGACUUCAAAAUCAAAAGUGCCCUAAGAAAAAUCUACGAUUUCAAUGUGAUGAAAGUUAGAGGAGGUAGGAUGGGGGCUGUAAAUGGGAUGCAUCCGAAUGGAAAGGUGGAUGAGACCUGCAUGCAGUCGCGUGAAAUAUGGACUGGUGUUACCUAUGGUGUUGCAGCUACGAUGAUCCUUGCUGGUAUGGAGGAGGAAGCAUUUAGAACGGCAGAGGGUAUCUUCCUUGCUGGGUGGUCAGAAGAGGGAUUUGGGUACUGGUUCCAGACUCCUGAGGCUUGGUCCAUGGAUGGGCACUACAGAUCCCUCAUAUAUAUGAGACCACUGUCUAUCUGGGGAAUGCAAUGGGCAUUAUCCCUACCAAAGGCGAUACUCGAAGCCCCAAAAAUCAAUGUAAUGGACAGAAUCCAUGUUUCCUCUUCCAACACAAAGUUUUUUAACCAUGAAACCGGUGUCAGAAGAAUCGCUACAAAAGCUAAGUGUUUUGGUGAUUCUGUUUUCAAUUGUGCAUGCUAAUGCUCUUUUUUUCCCUUCUUUUUUAAUUAGCCCUUAUAAAGUUGUCUUUGCAAAGCGAUGUUGUUCAUGUGCUGCCUCAAACCUCUCCGACAGUUAAUAGGGUAAAAUACUGAGGGUAGGUUUGGGGAAAGCAUGUUUUUAGAGUUCGGUAGUUAAUGGUGAAGAUAACACAUGGCAGUCGGUCAGAGCCUAGAUAAGUUUAUUCUCUCGGCAGCUUCUACAUUCUGUAUGAAAGUGUUUAUAUAGACAAUCUUGUGUCAUAAUAAUAAUAAUCAUUUAUUUUUUUAACACU